AUGCAGCUCGCUUAUUUUGCAACUUUUGCGUUUCUAUUGGGAGGGGUUUUGAGCCAUCCUGUGGAAGAGGAUCCUGCUCCUGCUGCUACCCUAGAUGAUGUGGCUGAUUUGGGUGGUCAGGAAGCGAAAGGAGGCGAAAGACCAGCUCGUUGGCUGUCUGGAGGAUGGGGAGGAGGUUGGAACACAGGAUGGAAUGGAGGAUGGGGUGGAGGAUGGAACGGAGGAUGGAACGGAGGAUGGAACAAAGGAUGGAGUGUUCCUUAUCGGCCCUGGAGCAGCAGCUACAGUAGCUACUGGUGGUAGGAAACCAAAAACAGUGGCUUC
Messenger RNA from Drosophila subpulchrella, 324 nucleotides. Its product is annotated as protein suex-1. The transcript has a single exon. The record is from RefSeq and is a predicted model, not a curated record. The coding region runs from base 1 to 303 and encodes 100 amino acids. Lineage: Eukaryota; Metazoa; Arthropoda; Insecta; Diptera; Drosophilidae.